AUGAGGUUGUCACUAUUUGGUCUUAUCUCGACUUUGGAAUUUGUUCUUAAGGUCUCUUGCGUGAGCGUGUUUGAUGUUGGGGAUGGUGCGAAAUGCUCUAUCUAUAGUAAUUGCGGGAAAAAGGGUUUAUUUGGAGCAGAACUUCCUUGUUCUGUGUCUGAGCACUUCAGACCAGACCCUCUUCCUGAGGAAGACAGAACUCUUUUGACUGAAGUUUGCGGGACUGAAUGGCAAGAUACGUCAACUUUAUGCUGCACUAAGGAUCAAAUUGUCAAUCUUCGAAACAACCUACAACGGGCAGAGGGUCUUAUUGUGUCAUGUCCCGCAUGCCACGAAAAUUUCAAACGUCUAUUCUGCCAUUUUACAUGCUCUCCGCAGCAGAGAGACUUUACCAAGGUGACAGAAACUCAAAAAUCUACUGAUGGCAGGGAUAUCGUCGCCACAAUGGAGGUGCUUCUCGAUCCAUAUUGGGCCUCCGAGUUCUACGACUCAUGCAAAGGGGUGAAAUUUGCGGCUACCAAUGGCUAUGCAAUGGAUCUUAUUGGUGGGGGAGCCCAAAACUACGAGCAGUUUCUCAAGUUUUUAGGUGAUGAGAAACCUAUGCUUGGGGGUUCGCCUUUUCAAAUUAACUAUUCUUACAACAACAGUGACCCAGAAUAUCAUCUGUUCAACGAGACGGUUUACGCUUGUGACGAUAAACAAUAUAAAUGUGCUUGUACCGAUUGCGGUUCAUCAUGUCCUGAACUGGCUCCGCUUGAUGCCGGCUUCCGAAAAAUUGCGGGUUUGCCACUCUUUUCCUUCAUUGUCAUCAUGGUUUAUGUGACACUAUUUGUAUGCGUUCUUAUUUGGCAUUUUUAUCUUCUUGGGACCAAGAAUGGCCCCAUCAUGCUCGAACAUGACGUAGAGCAGAAUCUGAUUAUGGACGGAAGCGGCACCAUAUUUCAAGAGCACACAUACAGUGCAUAUCCAUUAAAUGAGAGAAUUGCCGGCAUAUUGACCCGUAUAUCGAGCUUUUCUGCCAGAAGACCUCUUUUAGUUCUUACCUUGACGUCUCUAUUUGUUAUUAUGCUGUCAGGGAGCGCCUGGACAUUUGGGGAACUCGAGACGAACCCCGUCGAUCUUUGGGUCAGUAAAACCUCCCCAAGAUAUCAGGAAAAGCAGUAUUUUGAUGAACAUUUUGGUCCUUUUUACAAGGUUGAGCAGAUCUUUGUUGUCAAUGAUUCCGGCCCCGUUCUAACGUAUGAUAAUCUAGCGUGGUGGUUCUCGGUCGAAAAGAAUAUCACACAACAUCUCGAAUCAUCGGAGAAAACGAGCUAUCAGGACUUGUGCUUCAGGCCGACAGAGGACAGUACAUGCGUCAUAGAAUCCCUUACCCAGUACUUUGAUGGACAACUCCCAGAUGAAGCGAACUGGGACUUCAAGCUCAAAGCAUGUGCGAAUUCACCUGUUAAUUGUCUGCCUUCUUUUCAACAGCCGCUGAAAUCAAAUCUAUUGUUCAGCGACGAGGAAAUUCUAAAGUCAAAAGCAUUCGUGGUGACUUUGCUUGUAAGCGAUCACUCCAGUGCCGCUUCGCUGUGGGAAGAACAGCUUGAAGCGUUUUUGCUGAACCUAGAGCUCCCUGAAGGUUUGAGGCUGAGCUUUUCUACAGACAUAUCCUUAGAAAAGGAGUUGAGCAGAAAUAAUGAUAUACUCAUCAUUUGCGCAUCGUAUCUUCUAAUGUUCCUUUACGCUUCGUGGGCACUGGGCACUGAAACUGGCGAAAAGCGAGUUUUGUUAGGCUGCUCGGGCAUAUUGAUCGUUUUGGGAUCCGUUACGUCGGCUGCAGGAGCAUUGAGUAUUAUGGGCAUUAAAUCAACGUUAAUUAUUGCAGAGGUUAUUCCAUUUCUCAUCCUCGCCAUCGGAGUUGACAAUAUUUACUUGAUCACUCACGAAUAUGACAGAGUCUUCAAUGCUUCGGAAUCUCUGGACGUGCAACAAACCAUGGAGAGGGCAUUAAAGAGGAUAUCACCAUCAAUUCUCAUGUCACUUAUCUGUCAAUCGAGUUGCUUUUUGACGGCAACAUUUGUUAAAAUGCCAGCUGUGCGCAAUUUCGCGAUUUAUUCCGCUGUAUCAAUCGUUUUCAAUGUAUUUUUGCAACUUACUGCAUACGUUUCGAUACUGUCGUUAUAUGAACAAAAGUAUCGCAGAAAACCCGCCAGGGAAACGUCAGACGUCCCUGCUUUGUCAAAUCUCAAAAAAGUAUACUUGAGGGUUCUUUCCAAGAAGAGAAAAGUAUGUGGGAUCUUCGUUACUUUUACUCUACUCUCACUUGUUUUUCUGCCCUUUGUAAAGUUAGGGCUGGACCAAACUUUGGCUGUUCCACAAGAUUCUUAUCUGGUGAAUUAUUUUAAGGACGUUUACGAGUUUCUGAACGUUGGGCCCCCCGUCUAUUUUGUCGUUAAAGACUUGGACCUGACUCAGCGAGAAAACCAGAAAAAGAUCUGUGGUAAGUUCACCUCGUGCAAUGAAUAUUCCUUAGCCAACACGCUAGAGCAGGAGUGUCAAAGAUCCACUAUUGUCGAGCCGGUAGCAAACUGGUUCGAUGAUUUUAUGAUGUUUUUGAACCCGCAAUUGGACACCUGCUGCCGCUUCAAGAAAGGCACAGAAGAUGUCUGCCCUCCAUUUUAUUCAAGCAGACGAUGCGAAACCUGCUACUCUGAAAAUGAGUGGUUUUAUGACAUGGAAGGAUUUCCUGAAAACCAAACCUUCAUGAAAUAUUUUGAUAUCUGGAUCAAUGCACCCAGUGAUGAUUGUCCUUUAGCGGGCAAAGCCCCGUACUCCACCUCUGUUGCUUAUAAUGAAACAGCUGUCAAAUCCUCAACUUUCCGAAGUGCUCACAAACCUCUAAGGUCUCAGGGGGACUACAUCACAGCUUAUAACGAUGCCAAUCGUAUCGUUGAAUCACUGGAUCAAUUCGACAUCUUUGCGUACUCCCCAUUUUAUGUGUUCUUCGAACAAUACCGGACUUUGAUUCCAUUGGCUAUAAAACUUUUGGGCUUUUCGGCAUUCUGCGUAUACCUGAUUUCGUGGCUUUUCCUGGGCUCAGCGACUAGUGCAGCCCUUUUGGUUCUUACUGUUGUUAUGAUUUUGAUCGAUCUGGGUGCGCUUAUGUUCUUCUUGAACAUAACGCUCAACGCCGUCAGCUUGGUCAAUCUUAUCAUAUGUGUCGGUAUAGCCGUUGAAUUUUGUGUUCAUAUCGUAAGAGGUUUCACUAUAGUGCCAUCUCAUAUCAAAAUAGAUCGCGAGUCAAGAGUGAACCACGCUGUCGAUACCAUCGGAGGAUCUGUAUUCAGCGGCAUCACGAUGACAAAAUUCAUUGGAGUGUCAGUUUUGGCAUUCACUCGUUCCAAAAUUUUCCAAGUGUUCUACUUCCGCAUGUGGAUUAUAUUGAUACUGGUUUCAUCCCUUCAUGCACUGCUAUUCUUGCCCUCAAUACUCUCGUUGCUAGGAGGCAAGAGCUACGCCGAUGCAGAAGUUGAUUUGGCUGAUUGA
This is a messenger RNA of Lachancea meyersii CBS 8951, 3531 nucleotides long. NCBI's taxonomy places the organism in Eukaryota, Fungi, Ascomycota, Saccharomycetes, Saccharomycetales, Saccharomycetaceae. The record is from the annotation of a GenBank genome assembly.